CAUCAGAAAGGCCUAGAGUCUAGUAGUAGACUCUACAAAGAGUAGGUCUAAUCAUAUCAAGUAGAAUGGCUGAUGAAAAGAAGAAGAAAGGCUCAUCUCGUCGUGGUAACAAAAGCAACACUUAUGAUGAUGGUGCAGAUGCAAGCCCAUCAGGUCUUCAGUGCCCGCUACAAGGUAGUGCUCGGGUCAUCAAGGAUCACUGCGCUGAUUGGCACAAUCAUAUCGAUAAGUGGAAUGGAAUGAACGAUGCAGGCUUCAACAUCAUCAACAAGAUCAUCAAUCUCAGACUUCAAGCAAAGAGUGACGGACAGAGGAAGGUUGAGGUGCGGUCUGUGGCCACCACUGAGGCAGAGUUUAUGAGUGAUGAGCAUGAUGGGAUGCCUGAAGGUCUUGAAGCCUUAUGUGAACAACUGACCACCAUACAAACAUCUAUGGCUACUCUGAUGAAAAAAAUGGCUGCCAUCACAAAGCAUUUCCAAGGUGUGGAAAAGUUGGAGCAGAAAAGAAGGAAUCCCAAUAUGUAUGCCAGUCCAAUGUUUACAAGUUGGUCAGUGGACAAAUUUGUUCAAGCCUCACAGCAUCUUCAAGACAUGUACCAGCAGGAACUGGAGGUCAAGAAGGUCAUCGUGGAGGAUGUAGCUCACCAUGACGACCGAGACAUCAUGAUGAUGUAUGCCUCCACCUGGCUUCAUCAGCCGUACAUUGAAGAUGAUGCAGUGGUUACGUUAGAGAGUAUGCUUACAGAGACAGGGUUUAGGUGACAUCAGAGGGAAGAGCAGGUGUAGCGUCAACUAAAAAGGAUUACAGUCGGAGGCGCUGUAGACAAGAGUUAGACAACACGAGAUGAAAAAGGCUGUUCUACGUGUAGGAGCAGGAGUGAGAAGUCAAGAAGGUUAACGUUGAGGAUAUAGCUCACCAUGAAGACUGUGACAUGAUGAUGCCUCCACCUGGCUUCAUCAGCCAUACAUGGAAGAUGAUGCAGUGGUUACGUUGGAGAGUAUGCUUACAGAGACGGGGUUUAGGUGACAUCAGAGGGAAAAGCGGUUGUAGCGUGACUAAAAAGGGUUACAGUUUGGAGGUGCCAAUGGUGCUAUAGACGAGAGUUGGACAACAGAUGAUGAAAAAGGCAGUUGUACAUGUAGGAGCUCAAGCUAGAAGUCAAGAAGAUGAUCACCAAGGAUCACUAUGAUAAUCAUGACAUCAUAAUGAUGUACGCCUCUACCUGGCUUCAUCAGCUGUACAUUGAAGAUGAUGCUCACAGAGACAGGGUUGAUGUGACAGCAUACAAGAAAGGCGGUUAUUUAGGAAUAUGAAUAGUGAGGACCAGAGAGGAGAGGCAUCAUGGAAUGAUUUGGUGAUAUCAAAGAGCAUGCUUAGAGAGACUUACAUGAUAGCAGAAGGAAAAGGAAGUUAUAUACAGGAUGAUUAUGAUUGAGCUGCGAGGGCUAUAGAGGAGAGGUAGUGCUGAAAAGUGUGAAUAUAUUAGUGAGCUUGCUUACAGAGCUCACUGUUUGGUGCUAUUUCAAGGAGAAGAUGCGGUAGCAAUACCAAAUUACUCAUUUCUUUUUGGAUGUCCGCACGGCUGUUUAUAUCAUAUAGGCCUUUUCAGUCAUUCGCAAGCCUGUGCAAAUCAAGAAAUGGCUUUUCAGAUCUUUGUUUGUGAAGAGAAUCCAACAAAAUUAACACUAUAGCAACAUCUGAAGUUGAGAAGUAGUUCGCACGAAAGCCUAAAGGAAGUUCCAGGGACAAGCAAUUUAGUGAUUGAACAUGGAUUGAUCAUGGCAUUGAUGUUUCCAAAGUUCAGAACUCGUUGGGUUCCAUAAACACCCAAUUUUUUCUGUAUGUUUGGCAGAGAUAGAUUGGAAAAUGUACGGUAUAUCUAAAUAAAGGAAAUAAAAUCUUUUAUUCAGACUAUUGGUUUUGCUUAUGAUCUCAAUUUCUUUUUUACUCUGAAUAUUCUCAUAACACAUACAAUUUGUCUUUCAGUUCAAGUCACUCUCCCUUUUCAAAUACACUUUGUUACUUUACCAAAUCUUACCAGCAUAUUUCUCAAUUCCUAGAGGUAAAGUUGAUAUUCUAUUUACAUAUACAGUUAACAACUAAAUUAUUCAUACCCUUGCCAAGUUUUGUAAUUUUUUAAGUAUGUGAAAAUUGAUGUGUCAUGAUUUAUGUUUCUUGAAACUGUGAUGCAUUACAGCUUACAUUUAAAAUAAUUCAACCAAGGCCCUAAUUCAACCAGUCCACCUUUCAUUCUAGAGUUACGAAAACACACACAAAACAUCAAAAUUUGACCAGGGGUAUAAAUAAUUUAGUUGUUAACUGGAUGUGGAUUUUCCUUAUGCUGGUGAGAACCGAUGUGCAGAUUUAAACAGUCAACACAUACACUCAGAACACACAAGAUGAUACUGCAAUGUUUUUCAUACAUAUUUAAUGGAAUAUUCACAUGACACAUGUAUAUACAGGUGCAACGUCAUGAAUACGUCAACAAAGAUUUCACUUUUUCUGUACAUUAACCUAACUUGUUUUUAGGUACAGUAAGUUGUUUGAUCGUUUUAGCUGGGAAAUGUCUGGAGUAGUGUGAAAUUCAAUUACUUGCACGAAUUUUAUUUGAUUAGCCUUACAUUUGAUCUGGAUGUUUUCACUCUUCAAAUUAUGGUGAAUACCUCAUCUUAAGUUGCUUUACAGAUUUUCUUGUCAAUAGGAGAAUUCAAUGAUCAAAUAAUGUAUACAAAUUCACUUUCAAAAAUUGUAAUAAUGAAAAGGAUGAUUGCAAUGCAUGGAAUAUUAGAAGAUAGAAAAUUUAAUUUCUUUUUUUUACAAAUUAAAGAAUUCAUAAUGUAAUUUUUUGUAGGUAUACCUAAUUAUAUUGUUUUACUCCUCUUUAAGCACACAUAAAUAUUACAAAUUAUAGCUUUAAGAAAAAAUGCAUAUGAAAACCAAAUAAUUUUCUUUGUUACAUGUCAAAAAUGUUCUUGCCCAGGGAGUUACAUGAUUUAUUUGACAAAUAGAGGCUCAUAAUUUACUUCAGAUAUAACUGGCAUUUUACUUUUCCCUUGUUCAAUUAGAAGUUCAAACUGAAGAAAAAAGAAAGAAAAAGAUUCUAGUCCAUUUGAUGUAGAAUGUAGCACUAUGUACAGAAUUUAGAAAAGUUAAUUCAAUAACUGGAUGCCUAAAGCAACAUACAUGUACUUGUUUCAUACAUAAUAAUCAGAAGUAAUGUCCAUUCAUGUAAAUACAUGACAAACAUGGUCUACUGGUAAUUUGGGUAAUAUUAAAUAAAUGGAUAAGAUUUCGACCCCUA
Molecule: messenger RNA, 3301 nt
Organism: Strongylocentrotus purpuratus (purple sea urchin)
Lineage: Eukaryota; Metazoa; Echinodermata; Echinoidea; Camarodonta; Strongylocentrotidae
Gene: cinp
Product: cyclin-dependent kinase 2-interacting protein
Exons: 5
Coding region: 66-761 (231 amino acids)
Source: RefSeq, a predicted model, not a curated record